GUACCAGCUCGUGAGCAUCAUGUUGCUGUAUACUAAACUCGCCCCGCCAAAGGCCCCCAAAAGACGGUCUAGAGCAGGUGAGUUGUUGGUUUUUACGAUCGAUACUUCUUCCUUUUACCUCCAUUUUCUUUUCUUUGACCCGCAAGCGCCUCUUUUCCUAUUUGGCUUGCUGCACAUUCUCGUGCGGUAACUGUUGCCGCCCGGAUAGCUUCGUCAUCUUACUCUGAGCCUUGCCUUUUUUUUAACCCGUCAUGCCAUACCUGCCAUUACUUGUUUCAUUUCGUUCGAUAUCUGACAUAAUGUUGUUCAACACAUGCAGGAUGCACAUACUGGUGAGUGGACGGACCC
Messenger RNA from Colletotrichum navitas, 348 nucleotides. RefSeq lists its product as uncharacterized. The record is from RefSeq and is a predicted model, not a curated record. The transcript has a single exon. Lineage: Eukaryota; Fungi; Ascomycota; Sordariomycetes; Glomerellales; Glomerellaceae. The coding region runs from base 20 to 190 and encodes 56 amino acids.